Molecule: messenger RNA, 240 nt
Organism: Caenorhabditis remanei
Lineage: Eukaryota; Metazoa; Nematoda; Chromadorea; Rhabditida; Rhabditidae
Exons: 2
Coding region: 1-240 (79 amino acids)
Biological process (GO): fatty acid metabolic process; acyl-CoA metabolic process
Molecular function (GO): fatty acyl-CoA hydrolase activity
Source: RefSeq, a predicted model, not a curated record
AUGCUUCAUGUUGAUAGAGUUGAUAGUUUACUUGCUGAAAAAGUUCAUAUAUCCGCUUCAGGCUUAAAUCCAUUUCAAUGUUACAAAUUUCAGUUAAGAUUGAAUUACAAACAUGGGACUCUACAAUCUUACUGUGUGAUACAAUCAGAUAAAGAUGGAAAAAUAAAUCUUGUCAAAGAUAAACCAAUACGGGGAACUUAUCAUGGCAAGUGCAUUCAUGUGAAUACUAUCAGAGAUUGA